AUGGACGGGCUGCCCGGUCGGGCGUUGGGGGCCGCCUGCCUGCUGCUGCUGGCGGCCGGCUGGCUGGGGCCCGAGGCCUGGGGCUCGCCCACGCCCCCGCCGUCGCCCGCCGCGCCGCCGCCGCCCCCGCCGCCCGGAGCCCCGGGCGGCUCGCAGGACACCUGUGCGUCGUGCGGCGGCUUCCGGCGGCCCGAGGAGCUGGGCCGGAUGGACGGCGACUUCCUGGAGGCGGUGAAGCGGCACAUCUUGAACCGCCUGCAGUUGCGGGGCCGGCCCAACAUCACGCACGCCGUGCCCAAGGCCGCCAUGGUCACGGCCCUGCGAAAGCUGCACGCGGGCAAGGUGCGCGAGGACGGGCGCGUGGAGAUUCCGCACCUCGACGGCCAUGCCAGCCCGGGCGCCGACGGCCAGGAGCGCGUCUCGGAAAUUAUCAGCUUUGCCGAGGCAGAUGGCCUCGCCUCCUCCAGGGUCCGCCUGUCCUUCUUCGUCUCCAACGAAGGCAACCAGAACCUGUUUGUGGUCCAGGCCAGCCUGUGGCUGUACCUGAAGCUGCUGCCCUACGUGUUGGAGAAGGGCAGCCGGCGGAAGGUGCGGGUCAAGGUGUACUUCCAGGAGCAGGGCCACGGCGACAGGUGGAACGUGGUGGAGAAGAAGGUGGACCUGAAACGCAGCGGCUGGCACACCUUCCCGCUCACCGACGCCAUCCAGGCCUUGUUCGAGCGCGGCGAGCGGCGGCUCAACCUGGACGUGCAGUGCGACAGCUGCGGGGAGCUGGCUGUGGCGCCAGUGUUCGUGGACCCCGGCGAGGAGUCGCACCGGCCCUUUGUGGUGGUGCAGGCUCGGCUGGGGGACAGCCGGCACCGCAUUCGCAAGCGAGGCCUGGAGUGCGACGGGCGGACCAACCUCUGUUGCAGGCAACAGUUCUUCAUCGACUUCCGGCUCAUCGGCUGGCACGAUUGGAUCAUUGCGCCCACCGGCUACUACGGCAACUACUGCGAGGGCAGCUGCCCGGCCUACCUGGCGGGGGUCCCCGGCUCCGCCUCCUCCUUCCACACGGCCGUGGUGAACCAAUACCGCAUGCGGGGCCUGAACCCCGGCCCGGUGAACUCCUGCUGCAUCCCCACCAAGCUGAGCUCCAUGUCCAUGCUGUACUUCGACGACGAGUACAACAUCGUGAAGCGGGACGUGCCCAACAUGAUCGUGGAGGAGUGCGGCUGCGCCUGACGCUGGCGCUGGGGGCGCGGAGGAUGGCCCCGGCGGGGUGGGGGUGGGGGGUUGCACGCCAGGCUGAGCCUUGGGCGCUGAGGCCUGAAAGCUUUCCCUUGGUGCUUCGCAAAGUGAGCACUCACAAGCCGGGGGAGGCGGGGGAAGACCCCUGGACUGACUCUAGAGACUUGAGAAUGCGCACGUAGGCCGCGCACAGCCCCACGCCGCCUCCUGCCAGCCGCGAGGCGGCCUCUGGCAUCCCAGCCGAUGGAUGCGGUGACGAGCGGCCGCUCAGCGCCCAUGCCUCUCGCUUGGAAGGAAUGGGGCACGCAGCCACCAUCCCCACCAGCUGGCCCGGCCACUCUGUAUCACGCCUUCCGAGCAUACGUAAAAGCACAAAGAGACACUAAGAGAGAGAGAGAGGGCUGGGGGGCGGGCGCAGAGUGGAGGAGCAGGUGCGGGGUGGGAGCGUGCUUGGGGGCAGGCAGGGGGCUGCGUGGCCCCCUGGGCUCAUUCCAGGCCAGGCCUGCUCUGCAGCGGCGGCUGCUUCCUCCCUGCCUGGCAUUGGCCGUGCUGCGAGACCAGGGGGCGCCUGUCCCGAGGUGCCCUUGCAGUGGGAGAAAGUUCCAGAAAGGACACAGCAACCUGUCAGAGACCGUGGAGCAGAGCCGGCGACUGUUUGAGCGCUCGUCGCUUGGGUCCCUGCCGUGACAUGUGUGUGUCUGUGUUUUUGGGGUGGGGAGGGAGGGAGAGGCGAGGGGGUCUUAAUUUGAUGCUUUAAUUGAACUCCAGCGAGCUGACAGGUCAUUUGUGCCACUUGUGUAACCGAAAAGGGGACUUUUCCACUAGUUAAUGACCUUUUAAGUUAAAAAAAAAAUCUGAAUUGUUCUAGAUGCGAAGACAAAAAGUUGCAAUCUAUUGGCCUCCGCUGGGGACCUUCCUCCGGGGCUGGUUCGGGGAGGGGAGAGGCGUGGUGGUGGGGUCUCGCGCCCCCCUCCCCUCCUGCUUAGCAGGUCUUGGGGAGACGGGGAGGAUCUUGUAGCUGCUUUGCAGAAGUUGCUCACGUGGGUCACGGCCCCCAGGGCCGACCGUGGACCCUGCCCACUCGCCUGCCCGCCCGCCCGAGCGCACACAUGAUAUAGCACUUGCCGAUUCUGCGUGUGUCCAGAAGUGGCCCUUGGCCGGGCAGUGAGUGCGCUCGCCCUCCCCAUGGCCAAGUGCCACGUGAACUAUGCAAUUUAAAGGGUUGACCCACACUAGACGAAACUGGACUUGUACGACUCUUUUUAUAUUUUUUAUACUUGAAAUGAAAUCCUUUGCUUCUUUUUUAAGCGAAUGAUUGCUUUUAAUGUUUGCACUGAUUUAGUUGCAUGAUUAGAAACUGCCAUUUGAAAAAAGAAGUUAUUUUUAUAGCAGCAAAAAAAAUGAAUACAGUUAAAUGUAUUAUACAUAAUUUUGGAACCAAAGAGGCCAAGAGAUCUGAUUUAAUUUUUAUUAGAUGGUGAGGCCGUCUUCGAUGAGGUAGAUGCGACCAUCGCUUACGUGGCCUGCCAAUGUUUCAGGGUAUAAAUGGAUCUUGUUUAUUCAGUUCGAUGUGUCUCUUCUAUCCUUACACACCCAGAAGGUAGAGGAAAGAACGAAGACAGUAGAAGGCAGGUGUGUAUCCUUACGUCCCCAUCUUUAUGUUUAUUUAAUAAAGCUCCCCUUAGGUUCUGUCUCAAAAUAAUUUAAAACCAAACAAUUUGCCCGUAGACUUGCUGUUAAAGUAUUUUACGUCUGUGUACAGUUGAAGAAAAUAAAAGUGGAGUGC
Molecule: messenger RNA, 3016 nt
Organism: Lepus europaeus (European hare)
Lineage: Eukaryota; Metazoa; Chordata; Mammalia; Lagomorpha; Leporidae
Gene: INHBB
Product: inhibin subunit beta B
Exons: 2
Coding region: 1-1224 (407 amino acids)
Biological process (GO): SMAD protein signal transduction; BMP signaling pathway
Cellular component (GO): extracellular region
Molecular function (GO): cytokine activity; growth factor activity
Source: RefSeq, a predicted model, not a curated record